GAACUCCGCUGAAGUUCUUACCGAAAGCAGUCUUUUUGUCCGAAUAUUGUUACAUCAUAAAUUUGUUUUGGAGUCAAAUUUUCACGGAUUUUCACUCAAAAAUCCCAUUUAAUGUGAUAAAUUGAUCAAUUAGUGGUCAGGUGAUUGCAUGUGGUAGUGGCAGUGGGUGAAAGUGACCAGGAAAAGUGUGAAAAGUGCUCGGAAAAGGGUGCUAAAAAUUGGACGUGUGGUGUGUUGAGGAGAGAAAUGUCAAAUGAUAAGAAGUUCUUCCCAAAAGUUGCACUGAUUCCUUUCACGAGUCCGCGAGUGUUUUGAAAAAAAAGGGGGCACGGAAAUUGUUGAUUUGUUUUAUUUUUACCUGAUUUUCUUGUUGAUUUUCUCGGUUGUAGCGUGAAAAAGGGCAAAAGGAGGGAAAUCUUUCGGUGUGUCUCCUUGCAAUUACCUUUUAGUUGUUUCUAUCACAAUUUUUCUGGGCAUUGAAAGGGAAAAGAAAUAAAGUUAAUGGCUGCUUACUUAAAUCGCACACUAUCGAUGGUGACGGGAAAUGGAUCCAUCUCGUCCUACGAUACAUCUUCGCUGGCGGAAACACGGGGCCUGCACAAUACGGCCAACGAUGUGUCCCCCUUGCAGAUCUUCGUGCGCGCCAAGAAGAAAAUCAACGACAUCUUCGGCGAAAUUGAGGAGUAUGUUGUGGAGACCACAAGAUUCGUCGAUAGCGACCAGCCCGGAGAGCUGGAUAUUAUCGAUAAGUACGAGAAGGAAGCUUUUAGUAGCUACGUGCACAAAGUGUCUGGGAUUCGGGAAGUCCUAGCGCGGGAUCAUAUGAAGGUGGCUUUUUUCGGACGCACAUCCAAUGGCAAGAGUUCAGUAAUCAAUGCCAUGCUGCGCGAAAAAGUCCUGCCCAGUGGAAUUGGUCACACUACCAACUGCUUCUGCCAAGUGGAAGGUGUUGAUGGUCACGAAGCGUACCUGGUGAAGGAAGGAUCUGAAGAGAAACUCAAUGUAGUGUCCGUUCAGCAAUUGGCAAAUGCCCUGAGCCAGGAAAAGUUGAAUGAAUCCUCCCUGAUACGGAUCUUCUGGCCACGGGAACGUUGCAGUCUCCUACGGGAUGAUGUGGUAUUUAUGGACUCCCCAGGAGUCGAUGUUUCACCCAAUUUAGACGAUUGGAUCGACAACCACUGUCUCAAUGCCGAUGUCUUUGUCCUUGUUCUCAAUGCAGAGUCCACAAUGACGAUCGCCGAAAAAUCAUUUUUCCACGAAGUCUCUCAACGACUCUCCAAGCCCAAUAUUUUCAUCCUCAACAAUCGAUGGGAUGCCUCAGCCAAUGAACCAGAGUUUCAGGAAUCGCCAAAGGAAUUCCUUGAAAAGGUUAAAGCUCAGCAUACAGAAAGGUGCAUUGAUUUCCUUACGAAAGAGUUGAAGGUAUCGCUGCAGAAGGAGGCCGAAGAACGGGUAUUUUUCGUGUCUGCCAGGGAGACCCUUCAGGCACGUCUCAAGGAAGCUCAGGGGCAACCAGCUCAUUUAGGAGCCAUUGCCGAUGGCUUUCAGAAUCGCUAUUUUGAGUUCCAGGACUUUGAGCGAAAGUUCGAAGAGUGCAUCUCAAAGAGUGCAGUCAAGACAAAAUUCGAACAGCACAGUCGAGGAGGGAAGCAAAUUGCUAAAGAUAUGAUUUCAAUGCUGGACAAUAUCUACGAUAGAGCUUCCUGUCUGAAGACGCAAAAACUCGAUCAUCGGCGAAUUCUGAUUGAACGUAUCAAUAAUACGGAUCAGCAGCUGGCUCAAGUGACGCGAGAGAUGAAAUCGAAGAUUCAUUCGAUGGUGGAGGAGGUGGAACAGAAAGUGUCCAAAGCUCUAAAUGAAGAGAUCUGGCGUCUAGGUGUACUGGUUGAUGAAUUCCCACUGCCCUUCCACACGGAUCCCGUGGUGCUUAAUAUCUACAAACGCGAAAUGAAUAGCCAUGUGGAACAAGGUCUAGGAUCCAAUUUGAGGGCACGCCUAUCGACGGCCAUGGCCAUGAAUAUGGAAACAGCCCAGCGGGAGAUGACAGAGAAGAUGCAUUCCCUCCUGCCCAGUGAUAUGCUAAACCAGAAAGUUUCGUCAUUUGCCGUUCGUCAACAGCCCUUUGAAAUGUUCUACACGCUGAAUUGUCAGAAUUUAUGUGCAGACUUCCAGGAGGAUUUAGAGUUUAGAUUCUCCUGGGGCAUCACGGCUAUUCUGCAGAAGAUCAGCAAUCGCAUGAAAGACAAGAAGGGCAAUGACAAAACUCUCAUGAUCACUCGCCAGAGCAGCCAGAACAGUUUGCCACCUGUGAUGUCACCAAUCUCAGACCAACCGGAUGGAGCAAAUUGUGUCGUGCCUUAUGGAGGCUCCAGCAUCACUCCUGAGCAACUCUCGUUAAUCUCCAACAUGAUGGUAGCCACAAUGGGCUCCCAUGGCACUGUCGGUGGUAUUAUUGUGUCUGGCCUUCUGUUUAAAGCCAUCGGUUGGCGAGUCCUCGUGGGCAUUGGUGUGGCCUAUGGCUGUGUGUAUCUCUAUGAGCGUCUGUCCUACACAAAUUCAGCCAAAAAGAGGCGCUUCAAGAGCCAAUACGUCAAACACGCUACCAAGAAACUAAAGCUCAUCGUAGAUCUCACGUCUGCCAACUGCAGCCAUCAAGUUCAACAAGAAUUGUCGAGCACAUUUGCUCGUUUAUGUCGUACUGUGGAUGCUGCAUCAACUGAGAUGAAUGAGGACUUGCGUUCUGUGGAAAGUCUCCUUAAUCAAUUGGAGGCAAAUCAGAAGCAAAUGAAGUUGCUUCGCAAUAAGGCUAAUUAUAUAACGAAUGAAUUGGAAAUCUUUGAGAAUAACUACAUCAAAUCCAACUGAGAUGGAAGAAACCAAACCGUUACGAAGUGAGAGACUCCUCCUUAUUAGGUAAAUCAUUUAAAAAAAAUAGCUUAUUUCUUUUACGAAAAACAAUACAAAAGCACUAAAAAAAUAAUGUAAAGAAAAACAACUAUUUGUCCUGUUGAUACCGGGAAGGAUAUUUGUCAAGAUAAUAUGUGUAUUGCUUUUAAAGGGCAAUUCAUAUUUUAAUUAAUGCAGAAAUUAGGAAAAUAAAUAAAAUCACGUGUGAUUUUUCAAGGGUGCAAAAGAACUCCUUGAAUUUCUGCAGAAUGCAGCUUAGAGAUUGAAUAAUUUUAAAUGAUAUUGAAAUGAUUAUAAAUUGUAGAUAAUUCCCAAUGUAGAAUUGUACUAAGAAAAAAACCUUUUAAGUCAAAAAGAAUAUCUUUAAAUAAAUUAAACGUAUGUUAGACGGAAUAAAA
Molecule: messenger RNA, 3305 nt
Organism: Phlebotomus papatasi
Lineage: Eukaryota; Metazoa; Arthropoda; Insecta; Diptera; Psychodidae
Gene: Marf
Product: transmembrane GTPase Marf
Exons: 9
Coding region: 502-2865 (787 amino acids)
Biological process (GO): mitochondrial fusion; mitochondrion localization
Cellular component (GO): mitochondrial outer membrane
Molecular function (GO): GTP binding; GTPase activity
Source: RefSeq, a predicted model, not a curated record